Messenger RNA from Branchiostoma belcheri (Belcher's lancelet), 3535 nucleotides. Its product is annotated as formin-like protein 3. Gene Ontology annotation, biological process: cell migration; regulation of cell shape; cortical actin cytoskeleton organization. The transcript is spliced from 26 exons. The record is from RefSeq and is a predicted model, not a curated record. Gene Ontology annotation, molecular function: actin filament binding; small GTPase binding. Gene Ontology annotation, cellular component: cytosol. The annotation marks the transcript as partial. NCBI's taxonomy places the organism in Eukaryota, Metazoa, Chordata, Leptocardii, Amphioxiformes, Branchiostomatidae.
CAUCAUACGGUGACUCACGUACUCUUUGUGACCGUCUCGCGACUCUGGGCCGACACCCAGAGGAAGAAAAGCUUUCAAGACUUUCCUUUUACAAUCCUAAACUCUCUCGGUCAGUUUUGGAAUCUUCACCGGGUGGACUUGAGUUUGCGGGCGGCAGUUGUUGAGGAAGGCAUCAAGCUGGCGUGGCUAAAGCAUAAGAGGGGGUACCAUGCCCAGAGCAUCGGCUCUCUACAAGACCUCGGGCUCGGGUCCAGUCUCCCCGGGUCCCGCCCAGGGUCCGUACACCUCAUGGGCUUCAGGCCCGAGGAUCUGCCCAGCGCCUACACCAGCUAUUUGGACGACGGGGACUCCGACGAAAUUAGCGUAGAUCUGAACUCAGUGUCUGACGGCAGUAUACCAGACAGAGAUGUGGUGGACGAGAAGUUUAAAAGAGUCCUGGACAGAAUGGGUCCGCUGUCUCCCGAGCGACAGGAGGAACUACAGCACCUGUCACAGGAGGACAAGUGGCGUAUGGUCAUGGAAAAGCGCCCGAAACAGAAGCCUGAGUUUUACGUGGAGCAGUUACAGAAGAACAUGAACCCUGCCCUGCGGAAGGCCAAGCCGUCCAAACGCCUGCUCAAGUCACUAGUCCCCACCUCGCGACUUCUACCGGACCUGCAGUACGACAUAGAAAUGUCUCAAGGAAAUUUUGUGAAGGAGUUUGUGGGCAGUCCUCACCACGGCAUGCGGCGUCUGGUCGCCUUUCUGAAGGACAACUCACUGAAGCACAGCGGUACCCUCAGCCUGGCCGUCAUCUCAGGCAAGGACACGGGGGACUCCCGCAUCAGGAAACAGAUGGAAGACGAACACAACUGUCUACUGUGUCUCAAGGCCCUGGCUGAAACAGAGUGCCUCUCUGUGCUUGUUGAGGAGCCGGUCAACUUGGAGACCAUCGCCCUGAGUCUCAUCAGCAGUCACCACGAGACUAGGACGAUUGCUCUGCAGAUCCUGACGAAGUGUACGGGGCACCACAACGGUCCCGGGGCGGUGCUGAGGAGCCUGUUUUACCUGAAGCUGCAGGUCGGGGAGACGCACAGGUUCAAACAGCUGGUCAACAUGCUACAGGCAGAGUCAUGCCGCAGUUCAUUCAAGCUGGCCUGUUUGACUUUUUUCAACUCCCUCCUGAUGUCAGUAGACGACAUGAACGCACGUGUGUACCUACAGUUCGAGUUACACCUGUCACGGUUCGACCCCAAGUCUAUAGACAAGUCUAUCGACGACGCAGACCCGCUCAGCAGCGCCAUCAGGCGAGAGUUGGUGAACUGGCAGAACCGGUACAUCCACGUGCAGAACGUGGUGGACGAGUCACUCACGCUCAGGCAGAGGGGAACCAUUCUCAGAGAUGAGAUCGACCUUCUAAACGGCAAAAUUCAGAACGCUGCAGAAGAGAAGAAAGUACUGGAAAACAAACAGAAGGAGGCGCUACAGAAAUGCCAGGAGUUUCAGCAGAAGACGCUGGACCUACAGGAGUCUCUGGACCGGCUCAUGGAGCAACAGGUACCGAUUCUCUACAAUUCCCCCGAAAUUCCCACAAUCGUGGAGCCCCAUGAGGAAGAAGUGACAGCGCCCGAGACUGUAGAAAAACCAGCGCGUCAGAAUCCGCCAGAAUUCGCUAUUCCGAGACCUACGGUUAACAUUCCACGCCCGCCGCCUCUACCCGACGGCUUUUCCACCACAAGAUCCAAUUAUUUCGGUGAGAGGAGAUCGAAAAGCAUGUCCUCAUUGCUGGAAAUGGCAAACGACGAAAAGGAAACCCCUAAAGUCAACCUCCCAACUUUGAACUGGAGCACCCUGGACUCGGUGGGAAGUUCAAUAUUCAAGACAAUGAGUCCGGACUCCGUCCUGGAUGAGGCGGACAUUGCCGAACUGGAGGCAGCCUUUCAACUCAAGCCCGAGGGUACCCCAACCCGACCCCCGGGAGGCGCCUCCAUCCCCCCACCCCCUGCCCCUCCACCGCCGGGAGUCACCUCACCGUCAGGGCGGAAAGCAUCGUCUUCCAAGCUGAUGUUAGUGGACCAGAACAGAGCCAAGAAUGUCGAAAUCACCCUGCGACGGGUGGGCCGGCCGACGCCUGACAUCAUCAGGGCUAUCCGGGUGUGCGACACUUCCGUCCUGCCGGGGGAGAAUGCCGAACUUCUGCUCAAGUACCUCCCCAGGAAAGAUGAGAUCACACUGCUGAAGGAACAUGCAGACAGGCACAAUCGUUUCGGUGAGGCAGAAAAGUACUUCUAUGAGUUAACAAAAAUCGAAGGGUACGACUUGCAUCUACGCCAGAUGGCCUUCCAGGAACAAUUGAGUGAACUCCUACAGACCACAAAUGCACAUAUCCAGAUAGUGUCUGAAGCGUCCCUCUGUGUACUAAGCAGCUGGAGGCUCCGCAAACUGUUUGAGGUAAUCCUGGCUCUGGGAAACCAGAUGAACGGGCACAGACGUAACCCUGCCAGUGGGUUCAGACUCGAGUCUUUGGAGAAGCUGAAAGAGGUCAGAACACCUGACAAGUCGAAGACGCUUCUGGACUUUCUUGUGGACAUCGUGGAGAAGAAAUUUCCCGACGCGCAUCUGUUCUAUGAGGACAUGCAGAUCGAACUGGCUAAAGAAGUAUCGUUCCAGGCGGUCGCGCUGGACGUCCAGACCCUGAGGAGAGGCAUGGAGGCGGCUAAACAGAUCCGUGAGAACGAACCUGACAACGCCGCUGUAGCCGCCUUCUACAAGGAUAACGUCCAGGCCGUGUGGACUGCCGUGGACAGUUUCCGGCAGAUGGAGGACGCGUACAGGGACGUGUGCGCCAUGUUCGGGGAGAACUACAAGAUGACAGACCCAGACAAACUCUUCGGCAUGUUGGACGACUUCAGCAAGAGUUACAAGAAAACGGCGGCGGCAAAAGUUUCCAGUUCGCGUUUCCUGAAGGGGACCGUCAUCCCGCUAGCCACUAUCGGGCAGCAGGUGGCGGCUGAGGCCAGAAAACGGGGAGUGGACAAGCCCAAGUCGUCGGAAACGAGUGGUGAUGACCAGUCGUCACUGACACGCAGAACGUCGGACGCGAAGGAAGCUAGUACUACACUGGAGAGUAAGGAGACAACCAAAGAUGAACCGGACAUUUUGGCUAGCGUGUUGGAACUCCACUCGCAAUCUGACGACGAAAUCACUAACAAAUCAACAACAACGAAUGAUAGUAGUUUGAGACCGGGAGACAAAGACUCGAGUACGGGGACGCCGUCUGCGAACGGGCCAAGCUGUGAAAGUCCCUCCUCGCUGACCACCGUUCUCGACUUAGUGACCAACACGGAAGACAAGCACGCCGGCAGUGUCCCACCCAGAAAGAGUGACCAACAACAGCAAAACGGCCCACGUAUCAAUGAAGGCAAGCCAACUACCAUCGUGAAUUCUCCCUCAAAGUUUGUCGUCACCGGCGGGUCGCCAAAAAGCAAAGAACCCGUGAUGAGUAGUCGCACUUCAAAUGAGUUCAUGUUCUGAUAAAGAUAAAAGUCGCAAGACU